This is a messenger RNA of Parnassius apollo (apollo), 228 nucleotides long. The record is from the annotation of a GenBank genome assembly. NCBI's taxonomy places the organism in Eukaryota, Metazoa, Arthropoda, Insecta, Lepidoptera, Papilionidae.
AUGAUGGAUUCUAUGAGCGAGCGACUCAGCGCUCGGUCACCAGAAAAGAUGAAGAUAACUGAAGUCUUUCUACCCUCUAGCAACCCUGAUGGUAACGUGGGUGUUCGUACUUUAACGCCGGGGCUAACACCACAAACACCACAACUGCCGCCGUUCCACAGUAUUAUUGGAUACACUACUGUUACUGCAGGGGAAAUGUUAGUGCGUUGCAUCUCGGAUCUGGAUUGA